Amoebophrya sp. A25 is the source of this 2652-nucleotide messenger RNA. The record is from the annotation of a GenBank genome assembly. NCBI's taxonomy places the organism in Eukaryota, Dinophyceae, Syndiniales, Amoebophryaceae.
CUGAACAAGCUACACGACGCACCACAACGACAGAAAUUUAUUAGAAAAGCGUCUUACUACUUGCGUGCUGCUAAGCUUAUCAUCAUCACCAUCAUCAUCAUCAUCAUCAUCAUCUAUCUUGCUCGCCUUCAUCAUCAUCCUCGUUAUCGGCAUUAGCUUCACAGCGAAUCAGGUAGAAGUAUCUAGGUUAGAUCAAUGCCAGAGGCCUCGAGGAAGAGUCAAAGUGGAAAAGUGUUUUCGAGAGAAAAGGUCACAAUUCUCGCAUCAGGUUCUCUCAUCGAGUUCUUGUCAUCUCUUUCAGUCCAUUCUUUUAGAAAAACGAAUACUCACAUGAAAGAUCGUAAUCAUCAAGUUCUCAUAAAAGGAAAAUAGCGAGUUAUUUAUAGUUUUCCUCAUAUCCAUCCUAGGUUAGUCCCGCGAAUCAAUCAGCAAGUUCUAAAUCAGAGCUCUGAGAGCUGCUCAUGAGGAACUAAAGCGAGCAUUUGACGAAUUUUUGCACGUUUUUGCUUCGAAGGCCGCGGAGCAGUGCCAGGAACCUACUCUCGUCCCAAACUACGCUUAAGGCUAUCCACAUCAGCAUUAGAUGAAAGAUCCAUGAUCGGAUGGUAUCAGCAUUAGAUGAAAGAUCCAUGAUGACCAUGCGAUCUUUUUAUCCCUGAAGGCGUGAAGGCGACCAAAAGGUGUAGUGUCAGUAUCAGUAGAAAGUCCUAACGCAUACGGAAUGUAGUGAUAAAAGAAAGACUCUUGCUUUUAUCUCGUACCUAACCUAACCGGGAACUACAAAAAAAUAGAAGUAUAGACCAGGUCAGUACUCAGUAGAGAUUAAUGGAGAACUUAUCGAGAAUCCUGUAGUCUAAGCCAGGAAGUAGCAUGUAGUUUCGAAGGAUCAUUGAUACUAGCGCUAAUCUGAAAAACCAGCGCACAAGAAAUACCUCGAAGCUUACAAGGACUUUCCGUGGUGGGUUUGAGCUAGCGUUGCGGAGCAAUAAAAGGGAUUGGAUCAAUGAGAAGGGGUGGAGCGAUAAGAAGAAUGCAUUUACAAAUAAAUGCACUCCAGGACUGGACCAGGAAGAAGAUCAUGGACAUGGAUGUUGGGUGUGAAACUAGUGUCGUUUAUUUUCAUUUUGAAAAUAUAGAGUAGAAGAUAGGACUGUGUAUUUCUCCAGAGGUGAAGUAAAUAGACAGGUAAUCUAGAACUAGAAGAGCAAAAGUUUUCUUCUUCUUGAUGAGUCUGUGACUCUUCCAGUGUAGUAAGGUGUAACGAGAAGUAGAGUAAAGGUCUGCUCAAUAGACAAUAGUACAAGUCUAACAAGUUGUGGGUAAAAUAAAUCGAGGAGUUUUACUACUACUAAGAUAGUACAACUUGUUUCACGAGGACUAGAUGAGCAAGAAGCACAAGAUCAAGAACUAGAAGAACAUUUAUUCUAAAAGUCAGCAGCUAUACUACGCAUCUAGGCCACUUCGGUGAAGUCUAAAAAUUGGAAUUUGCCACCAGCUGAACGCUUGUUGAGUAUGCGUUACUUGGGAGCUAGCCUGCUAGAACUUCUAUGUAAUACAGGAGCUCCUUAGGUACUCAUGUACGGAUCAUCUGGAUCCUAAGAGGUUGUACCACUACCAGGGAGUCCUAAGGCCGCGGCUAAGGAUGAGCUGUGUUGUUGUGCCUGAUAAAUAGUUGUAGAUUGAGUCAAAGGCAGUUGAGGGACAAUCUUCAAACAUUAUCAGAUUUAUUAGGUGUAGUUCAGGACCAUAAAGGACUACUUCUACGUUGUGAAGAUUACAACUCAAAGAACACAACAACAAGGCUCAACAAUGAUAGCCAAAUAGUGGCCCUACUAGGAAAAAAAGUAAAAGCAUAUGCACAAUGCUGAAAAAGUCGUAAAAGCACAAUCAUGCAACCGUAGAAUUAUUGAAAGCUGUGAAAAGUGUGAUCGUUGAAUUAUUUGGAAGAGGUUCGUUGUUUAGUUCGGGAUCGGGACAAGAGUAAGGGAUCAAGCUUGAUCAUUACUACUUUUACUAGAAUUAACACAAUGAAAAUAGUGUCCACUUGUUCUUUAUCGUGUACUAGUUUUUCCUCUGCUCUUCAUUCAUCUGGAAGGGCCAGGAUGCAACUACAACAUGGAUGUUAGAGGUUGAUAACUACUUCAUAAUGCUGCAGAUGUUAGAGGUUUAUAUAAGAUGAGGCGCAACUGCAAACAAGAAGAUUUACUUAUUCUGAAGGAGGAGGAAAACGCCGUUAUGACAAAUGCACCAAAGGCAAAGACAUGAUGUUGAAGAAGGUAGCGCUUACUUGGUGAACACUUAGUACGACAUUACAACAACUUCUAGCUUAUAGAUAUAUUUAUAGGUACUAAUAUAGUGUUGGAAGGGUCUUUCAUCUUCGUGAUGUAAGGCCAAAUCAAAUCAUUCAAAUAUGGAGAAGAUGGUCGUCCAGCAUAAUGAUUAGAUUUGGUGGACCAUGGGAUUUCAGAAAUACCAGUUUCAUUCAUGUUGAUGAUUCUGAGUAUUAAAUAAACCCUGGGCAAUCAAUGAAGAUGCUCAUUAUGGUUCAUUUGCUUACGCGCAGAAACUGAACGCUCCACCUCUUGAUGUGUCAUGCCUAUUAUACGUUUACGACGACAAUGUCAGCGCGGCUUGAAUUAGGGUGUCUCUGGG